Messenger RNA from Oppiella nova, 1917 nucleotides. The record is from the annotation of a GenBank genome assembly. NCBI's taxonomy places the organism in Eukaryota, Metazoa, Arthropoda, Arachnida, Sarcoptiformes, Oppiidae.
AUGGUUGAUAAGCACUACUUAAUCAGUUUAAGAAAUAUUGAAAUGAUUGGUCAUUCCCUGACAUCAUUCCUGCACCCGAAUGACGUUGACUUAGUCCAGACACAAAUCCAAACGGCUCACCAACAAGUCUCCAAAGGAUCUCAAACCUCUGACAAGAUAUCAUUUCAAUGUCGUCUGCGUGAGAAGAAUCAGCCCCGAAGUGAAGUGAUAACGUACCAAAUGGUUCAGGUGUCCGGACAUAUCACCAAUUCUGCCAAAGAAAGCGGUGAUAUAAGCGACGACUGUUACCCUUCAGACCCCGACGAGGAUAAGCCCGAGAACCGGAUUCUCUUCAAAGGAUUCAUUCAAGUCAUUCCCACGAAUCCGAUGGCAGAGUUGUCGCUCAUGGACGCCGAUCUCGAUGAAUAUGUCUCUCGACACUCACUCGACGGCACUCUACUCUUCGCGGAUCACAGGAUAUCCGGAAUUAUCGGUUAUUUGCCCUCAGAAGUGAUGGGAAAGUCGGCCUACAGUUAUAUACUACCCGAUGACCACUCCAUAGCCCUUUUUGCUCAUAAAUUAAUGUUGUCCAAUAGCAACGGCACCGGCACUAUAGUGCACCGGUUAAAGACAGCCAGCGGUUCAUUCGUGUUUCUGCAGUCUUCGGGUUGCCUUCAAUACGACAAAAACGGACAAAUAGAUCACUGGGUUUGCGUCAGUCGGCUACUCGUUGAGAAUGAAGGCGACAAAGAAAGGGAUAAAUUUGUCAAACGAUUCACACCUCAUAUCUAUAACAUCUCGCCGACGGCUCUGUACGAGUCGUUGCAGAUAGUGAUCGGUCCGCGACCUGUGACCGGUGGGUCGGGCUUUGGGUCGGACACCGGUUUCGACGACCAAAGCAAAUUGGACUCAAAUUCGGUCAAAAUUCGAGACUUGGAUUCGUUGGACUCGCCGCAGACACGGACCCCACUCCAGUUGACUGAACCCACCUCCCGGUGCACACCCACUUUUGUCUCAGGGAUAUCGACGGCUACACCGUUAAAAUCUAUGGCCAUGAGUGCCGCCGCCAAUAGUACACUAUCGUCACCACAACCACAUACACCUCUCACCACCAGUUCAAUACAGAACCAAAUGGGGGGCCAUUUAGUGUCUAAUCUCACUACCGGUGCUAACGUGCAAUCCAUACCCGCAGUACAAAUGUCGCCGCCCGUCGUCCAGAUCCAGACGCUGCCUAUGUUUCCAAUAAACUCAACACAAAUACUAACGCAACAAAUAUCACAAACGGCUAACUCUAUGAACGGCUUCGACCAUAACGUGGCGCUCAAUAGGAGUAAUAGUUUCUCAAACAAUGUCAUCAAUUUUAUAACGCCGGCCCCCGUGUCCCUGUCGUACCUGGACACUAAUGUAAAUACGAGUAAUUGUGAUAACAGUCCACACAUGAGUAAAUUAAGUGCUAAUAUUGGCGUCGGAAGCGUUAACAAUACCUCAAAGGCGCCGCCGCCGGCCACUGAUUUAUCGCAUCUGUUGGGCGCCACUGUUCUCACGUUUGAUAGUCAACAGAGACCUGUCUUAUCGGUGUACAGCCCACACAUGGCAGCCCUCGAAGAAAGUGCUAAAAACAAUCCCAUUUUGAAUUCGUUGGCCACGAAUAUGGCGACCAACUCCGGUGUCAAUCCCAAAGUGAAUGUAAUGGAAACCAGUGAUAAUUGUGUGAACAUUAGUCCGACGAUGGAUACCAGCUUUUAUUCGCCCAACACUACCAACCAUUGCGAGGACUCACCCCUCGGCUCACAGACUGAACGCCUGACUCUCAAUGGACUCAAUUAUGAGGAGCUCUCCAAUCAUUCGACUAAUUCUUUGCUUAGUUUCUCGUUUCCCAGUGAUUUCGGCUUAAUAGAGGAGCAAUCGUUUGGAGACAACAUAUUAGACGACCCCUUC